AUGAGUGGAUUAUCGCUGAACUGGAAACGGCUCAGCAAGCUGAUAGAUAAGGGCAAUGGUGCCAGUAAAGGCUCCAGUAAGGGCAGUGUCUCCAAGAAGACCAACAGGAAGAGUGCCAAAAGGGGUACCGUUUCCCCCGUUCCUAGUUCCACCAUUGAAAAGACAUUGAUACGAACGGUUUCUGCAUUAGAAUACGCUCUCUGGACACAAGAGACUCAGAUCACCGUUGAUAAGCUCGAAUUGGACACUAAAAGGUCCUUGAAAAUAGCAGCCCAUGUUUCGGACGAACGGAAGAAAGACAUUGGUAAAUAUAUAGCCAUAGAUUGUGAGUUUGUGGGUAUAGGCCAUGAAGGUAAAGAGUCAGCAUUGGCCCGAGUGUCUAUAGUGAACUUCUAUGGUCAUAUUCUUUUGGAUAAGUUCGUUAAACCCAGAGAGAAGGUCACUGAUUGGAGAACUUGGGUCAGUGGAGUUACACCCAAGCAUAUGGUAGAUGCGAUUACUUUCCAAGAGGCCCAGAGAUUGACCAGUGAGCUUCUACAGAACCGGAUCCUCGUGGGACAUGCUGUGCAUCACGAUUUGGAAUCGUUAUACUUAUCCCAUCCUCGGUCCAAGAUCAGAGACACUUCGAGGUUUAAACCGUUUCGAGCCAUUAGCAAGGGCCGAACUCCGAGUCUUAAGAAUCUUUCACUGCAUUUCUUGAAGCUUGACAUUCAAAGUGCGUCCCAUUCGUCCGUGGAAGACGCCAGAGCCACCAUGCUACUCUUUAGACUAUAUAGGAAGGACUUUGAAAAAAUGUAUAAAUAA
Lizanozyma spartinae is the source of this 804-nucleotide messenger RNA. RefSeq names its product putative 3'-5' exonuclease (gene REX4). The record is from RefSeq and is a predicted model, not a curated record. Gene Ontology annotation, biological process: ribosomal large subunit assembly; rRNA processing. The transcript has a single exon. Gene Ontology annotation, cellular component: nucleus. NCBI's taxonomy places the organism in Eukaryota, Fungi, Ascomycota, Pichiomycetes, Serinales, Debaryomycetaceae. Gene Ontology annotation, molecular function: nucleic acid binding; 3'-5' exonuclease activity. Bases 1 to 804 code for a protein of 267 amino acids.